Messenger RNA from Amphiprion ocellaris (clown anemonefish), 1961 nucleotides. RefSeq names its product rhomboid domain containing 2 (gene rhbdd2). Bases 238 to 1221 code for a protein of 327 amino acids. Lineage: Eukaryota; Metazoa; Chordata; Actinopteri; Pomacentridae. The record is from RefSeq and is a predicted model, not a curated record. Gene Ontology annotation, cellular component: membrane. Gene Ontology annotation, molecular function: serine-type endopeptidase activity. The transcript has a single exon.
CAACUGAACACGGAAGUUUGUCUCCCCGACCCAGAGGAAACUAUUCAACAACAGUUUUCUUAUUGUGUUUCCAUAAAACUACUGUUAAAUCCUGACAGUAAACCUGUUUUUUCUCCAUCAAGAAUGUCACCAUCCUGAGAGGUUUACAGCAGCCGUCAGUCAAAGCAGACCGGAAAUUUUACUACUUCAAGUUUAGGAGGUUUGAGGACAGAUGAACCAGUUUGGUAAACUAGCAAGAUGACUGUAACUGAGCACUUUAAGACGACUUUCAGACUUGUCAAAGAUGUCGUUCCUGUUUUCACAAGCGGCAUUCUCACAGUGGUUCUUUUAUCAUUUGCUGUAUUUGGUAUCCAAACAUUUUUCAACUUAACCGAAGGUGUCUUCAGCGUUGGCGCAAGCGUUUUUCGAAAUGGACACCUCCACAGGCUCUUCAUGUAUCCCUUUUACCACAGAACCGUUCCUCAGCUUCUCCUGAACAUCGCAGCCCUGGUGUUUCUCAGUGGCAGUUUGGAGAAAGGUGUCGGCACCGUCCGGUUCCUGUUCUUGUUCCUGCUGCUCUCCUCCACCUCGGGCUUGUUGUACAGUUUCUUGGACCUCCUGCAGGAUGACAGCAUCCAGGGCCACACUGAGGGUUUGGUUCCUGUGACUCUGGCCUGUGUGGCUCUGACUACCAUGCAUACAAAGAUGACCAGAGCUUUUCUGUGUGGAGUCAGUUUCCCUACCAUGGCCCUCCCCUGGGUGUUCCUCAUAAUCACCGCUGCCCUCAUCCCUCACAGUGUGCUGCCCUGUAAUAUCAUCGCCAUCCUGGUUGGGUGGAUGUACGGUAAAGGAUGGUUCUCUCUUCUGGACAUGUCUGAGGCCAGAGCUGGCCUUCUGGAGAAGAUGACACCUUUCAGGUUGUUGAGGGGCAUCAGUGGUGUUACUUUCGUCCCCGCUUCUACAGAGGAGAGGAGGAAGACCCUGCUUCCACAAAUCAAUCCCACCCCAGGGUCUUACCCGGUCCAGGCUUAUGCUCCGUUGUCCAGCAUCAACGCUGCUAGCAACACAGCUAUGAUGUAUGAAGGUUGGCCACAGUCAGCUGGUCCCAUGUCCACUCCCAUACCUCCUCUGAAUCUUCACGGACAUGUCUCAGCACAUAACUUUGGAUUAAGUCACGCACACUUUUCAGAGCAGAGUUCUGGACACAGCUGCAACCACAGUCAUGGUCAUAGUCAUGGUUAACAAUAAUGAUGGUUAUUUGUAUGAUUUAUUUACAACAUUCCAGCUAUGAAAAUAAGCCUUAUUCUAUCAGUACUACUGUAUUUUUCACUGCUAAACUUGGUGAGCUCUGACUGUGUGUAGUAACAUUUUUCUGAAUGUUUAAAUAUUAUGGGUGACUUUUAUAAAUUAAGAAAAUGUACAUGUUUUUAAAAAAAAUUCUGCUAUUAAAUACAUAAAAACCCACAGAAAGUCUUUAAAAACUUCUGCUGUAAAUUUAGCAUAAAGGCAGUAGACAUCCUGCCGCAUGUUUAGGAUAAGAAAUUUAAAAAUGGAAAGUCUCUGCAUGUGAUGUUUUCGGUACCGUCAUGUUAUGUUCUAACCAUGUUUUUUUAAACGAUUUCUAAAUAUAUCUUGAUUACCUGAGUAUGGUGUUAACAGGAUAUAAUUAGGUUAGUGUGUUUAUUUUCAGCAAAUUGUAUUUUAUUGGGCAUUAGAGAAAACCAAAGGGUCCAAAUGUGAAUUUUAUGUUGCCAGUUAAGUUUAGGAUGAUGAACUGUUAUUUUCACAUUCAUCUAUGAAUCUAUCCUUUAACACACUUUUGAGACUGAAAAAAUUUCCACUUAUAUAUCACAACAAAGCCAACCUCAGAUAUCAUCAAGGCACUGAAUACUGUUAUUUGUACUUACAACAUGGUAUUAAUCUAAUGUAAUGAGUUGACACAUAUUUUGAUUUCAGCUCUGCAGGUUAGUAAACUCAUGAAU